Molecule: messenger RNA, 3967 nt
Organism: Paramisgurnus dabryanus
Lineage: Eukaryota; Metazoa; Chordata; Actinopteri; Cypriniformes; Cobitidae
Product: collagen alpha-3(VI) chain-like
Molecular function (GO): extracellular matrix structural constituent conferring tensile strength
Source: RefSeq, a predicted model, not a curated record
CAUAGCUGACUACACAACACCCAAAAAGGACAUAGUUUUUCUGUUGGACGGUUCAGAUGGCACUAGGAAUUCUUUCCCAGCAAUGCGUGACUUUGUACAAAGGGUAGUGGAGAAAUUAAACAUAGAGGAAAACAGAGACCGAGUUUCUGUGGUGCAGUACAGUCGAGACCCAGAGGUCAAUUUCUAUUUAAAUGCAUACACAACGAAGGAAGACGUUUUAGACAGUGUGAGAGGUCUGAGACACAAAGGGGGGAGACCCCUCAACACAGGGGCAGCUCUCCAGUACGUCAAAGACAAUGUCUUUACUGCCUCCUCUGGCAGCAGACGACUGGAGGGUGUGCCGCAAAUAUUGAUUCUCCUAAGUGGGGGAAGGUCAUAUGACAAUGUUGACGCAGCAGCAUCCUCUCUGAAGGAAAUUGGAGUCUUGACCUUCGGAAUAGGAUCGAGAGGCUCUGAUAGCGGGGAAUUGCAGAGAAUUUCAAAUGACCCCAAGUAUGCUUUAUCUGUGUCUGACUUUAGUGAGCUUCCAAAUGUCCAAGAGCAGUUGCUGGCCUCCGUACACACGGUUGUAGUACCCAUUGCUACAACGUCACCAACUGCUGACUACACAACACCAAAAAAGGACGUAGUUUUUCUGUUGGAUGGUUCAGAUGGCACUAGGAAUUCUUUCCCAGCAAUGCGUGACUUUGUACAAAGGGUAGUGGAGAAAUUAAACAUAGAGGAAAACAGAGACCGAGUUUCUGUGGUGCAGUACAGUCGAGACCCAGAGGUCAAUUUCUAUUUAAAUGCCUACACAACGAAGGAAGACGUUUUAGACAGUGUGAGAGGUCUGAGACACAAAGGGGGGAGACCCCUCAACACAGGGGCAGCUCUCCAGUACGUCAAAGACAAUGUAUUUACUGCCUCCUCUGGCAGCAGACGACUGGAGGGUGUGCCGCAAAUAUUGAUUCUCCUAAGUGGGGGAAGGUCAUAUGACAAUGUUGACGCAGCAGCAUCCUCUCUGAAGGAAAUUGGAGUCUUGACCUUCGGAAUAGGAUCGAGAGGCUCUGAUAGCGGGGAAUUGCAGAGAAUUUCAAAUGACCCCAAGUAUGCUUUAUCUGUGUCUGACUUUAGUGAGCUUCCAAAUGUCCAAGAGCAGUUGCUGGCCUCCGUACACACGGUUGUAGUACCCAUUGCUACAAUGUCACCAACUGCUGAUUACACCGUGCCCAGAAAGGACGUUGUUUUUCUGCUUGACGGUUCAGAUGGCACUAGGAGUUCUUUCCCAGCAAUGCGUGACUUUGUACAAAGAGUUGUGAAGAAAUUAAACAUAGCGGAAAACAGAGACCGAGUUUCUGUGGUGCAGUACAGUCGAGACCCAGAGGUCCUUUUCCAUUUAAAUGCAUACACAACGAAGGAAGAGGUUUUAGACAGUGUAAGAGGUCUGAGACACAAAGGGGGGAGGCCCCUCAACACAGGGGCAGCUCUUCAACACGUCAAAGACAAUGUCUUUACUGCCUCUUCUGGCAGCAGGCGACUGGAGGGUGUGCCGCAAGUGCUGAUUUUGCUUAGCGGGGGAAGGUCAUAUGACAAUGUUGAUGCAGCAGCAUCCUCUCUGAAAGAAAUUGGAGUCUUGACCUUCGGAAUAGGAUCGAGGGGCUCUGAUAGCGGGGAAUUGCAGAGAAUUUCAAAUGACCCCAAGUAUGCUAUAUCUGUGUCUGACUUUAGUGAGCUUCCAAAUGUCCAAGAGCAGUUGCUGGCCUCCGUACACACGGUUGCAAUACCCAUUGCUACAACGUCAUCAACUGUUACCGCUGACUACACAACACCCAAAAAGGACGUAGUUUUUCUGUUGGACGGUUCAGAUGGCACUAGGAAUUCUUUCCCAGCAAUGCGUGACUUUGUACAAACGGUAGUGGAGAAAUUAAACAUAGAGGAAAACAGAGACAGAGUUUCUGUGGUGCAGUACAGUCAAGACCCAGAGGUCAAUUUCUAUUUAAAUGCAUACACAACGAAGGAAGACGUUUUGGACAGUGUGAGAGGUCUGAGACACAAAGGGGGGAGACCCCUCAACACAGGGGCAGCUCUCCAGUACGUCAAAGACAAUGUAUUUACUGCCUCCUCUGGCAGCAGACGACUGGAGGGUGUGCCGCAAAUAUUGAUUCUCCUAAGUGGGGGAAGGUCAUAUGACAAUGUUGACGGAGCAGCAUCCUCUCUGAAGGAAAUUGGAGUCUUGACCUUCGGAAUAGGAUCGAGAGGCUCUGAUAGCGGGGAAUUGCAGAGAAUUUCAAAUGACCCCAAGUAUGCUUUAUCUGUGUCUGACUUUAGUGAGCUUCCAAAUGUCCAAGAGCAGUUGCUGGCCUCCGUACACACGGUUGUAGUACCCAUUGCUACAACGUCACCAACUGGUAUGUGCAUGACAAACAUUUACGUGCUGUGCCUUUUCUGUCUAUAUUUGAAAUUGCUGAGUAGUUGUGGGCAGUGGCAUGCUCACCAACAGCUUAGAUAGUGAAUGAACAGUUUGAAUUUCUGAACGUGUAUGAACAUUGUCAAAAUGACUUUGUGUUGUUGAAGCUGUGUUUUGUUUUUUCCCAUAGCUGACUACACAACACCCAAAAAGGACGUAGUUUUUCUGUUGGACGGUUCAGAUGGCACUAGAAAUUCUUUCCCAGCAAUGCGUGACUUUGUACAAAGGGUAGUGGAGAAAUUAAACAUAGAGGAAAACAGAGACCGAGUUUCUGUGGUGCAGUACAGUCGAGACCCAGAGGUCAAUUUCUAUUUAAAUGCAUACACAACGAAGGAAGACGUUUUAGACAGUGUGAGAGGUCUGAGACACAAAGGGGGGAGACCCCUCAACACAGGGGCAGCUCUCCAGUAUGUCAAAGACAAUGUCUUUACUGCCUCCUCUGGCAGCAGACGACUGGAGGGUGUGCCGCAAAUAUUGAUUCUCCUAAGUGGGGGAAGGUCAUAUGACAAUGUUGACGCAGCAGCAUCCUCUCUGAAGGAAAUUGGAGUCUUGACCUUCGGAAUAGGAUCGAGAGGCUCUGAUAGCGGGGAAUUGCAGAGAAUUUCAAAUGAUCCCAAGUAUGCUUUAUCUGUGUCUGACUUUAGUGAGCUUCCAAAUGUCCAAGAGCAGUUGCUGGCCUCCGUACUCACGGUUGUAGUACCCAUUGCUACAACGUCACCAACUGGUAUGUGCUUGACAAACAUUUACGUGCUGUGCCUUUUCUGUCUAUAUUAGAAAUUGCUGAGUAGUUGUGGGCAGUGGGAUGCUCACCAACAGCUUAGAUAGUGAAUUAACAGUUUGAAAUUCUGAACGUGUAUGAACAUUGUCAAAAUGACUUUGUGUUGUUGAAGCUGUGUUUUGUUUUUUCCCAUAGCUGACUACACAACACCCAAAAAGGACGUAGUUUUUCUGUUGGACGGUUCAGAUGGCACUAGGAAUUCUUUCCCAGCAAUGCGUGACUUUGUACAAAGGGUAGUGGAGAAAUUAAACAUAGAGGAAAACAGAGACCGAGUUUCUGUGGUGCAGUAUAGUCGAGACCCAGAGGUCCAUUUCCACUUAAAUGCCUACACAACGAAGGAAGACAUUUUAGACAGUGUGAGAGGUCUGAGACACAAAGGAGGGAGGCCCCUCAACACAGGGGCAGCUCUCCAGUACGUCAAAGACAAUGUAUUUACUGCCUCCUCUGGCAGCAGACGACUGGAGGGUGUGCCGCAAAUAUUGAUUCUCCUAAGUGGGGGAAGGUCAUAUGACAAUGUUGACGCAGCAGCAUCCUCUCUGAAGGAAAUUGGAGUCUUGACCUUCGGAAUAGGAUCGAGAGGCUCUGAUAGCGGGGAAUUGCAGAGAAUUUCAAAUGACCCCAAGUAUGCUUUAUCUGUGUCUGACUUUAGUGAGCUUCCAAAUGUCCAAGAGCAGUUGCUGGCCUCCGUACACACGGUUGUAGUACCCAUUGCUACAACGUCACCAACUGGUAUGUGCAUGACA